CUGGUGCUGACCUGUAUGGCCGAGGGGAGCUGGCCACUGGAGUUCAAAUGGAUCCACAACAACACAGAGCUGACCCGCUUUUCACUGGAGUACAGGUAUCUGAUCCCCUCAUUGGACCGCUCCCAUGCUGGCUUCUACCGCUGCAUCGUCAGGAAUCGAGUGGGAGCCCUUCUACAGAGGCGUACAGAAGUACAGGUGGCCUUUAUGGGCAGUUUUGAAGAGGGUGAACGUACACAGUCUGUCUCUCAAGGAGAGGGCGCCGUCGUACCCGCGCCACGCAUUCGCAGCUUCCCCCAGCCGCAAGUCACCUGGUUCAGAGAUGGGCGCAAGAUUCCACCAAGCAGUCGAAUUGCCAUCACUCUGGACAACACGCUGGUCAUCUUGUCUACGGUGGCACCAGAUGCUGGGCGUUACUACGUCCAGGCGGUAAAUGACAAGAACGGAGAGAACAAAACCAGCCAGCCCAUCACCCUGUCAGUAGAGAAUGUUGGAGGUCCAGCAGACCCCAUUGCCCCCACCAUCAUCAUCCCUCCCAGGAACACUAGCGUGGUCACGGGCACGUCAGAGGUCACAAUGGAGUGUGUGGCCAAUGCAAGACCUCUUAUCAAGCUAAGUAUCUCAUGGCGUAAGAAUGGCGUGUUGGUGACCAGCGGUUUGAGCGACUUCAACCGCAGGCUGACCAUCCUCAGUCCUGUGGUGAGUGAUGCCGGCUAUUACGAGUGUGAGGCGAUUCUCCGCAGCAGCAGUGUGCCCUCAGUCAGCGCUGGGGCUUAUCUACACGUUCUAGAGCCACCACAAUUUAUUAAAGAACCAGAGAAACACAUAACAGCUGAAAUGGAGAAGGUUGUAGACAUACCCUGUCAGGCACGAGGAGUCCCCCAGCCUGAUAUUGUGUGGUAUAAGGAUGCUUUGCCCAUUGACCCAGUGAAAACACCCAGGUACCGGGUGCUGGUUGGAGGCAGCCUGCAGGUCAAUGGCCUCCUGCCUGAUGACACCGGGAUGUUUCAGUGCUUUGCCAGGAAUUUGGCAGGAGAAGUCCAGACUAACACAUACCUGGCUGUUACCAGCAUUGCCCCAAAUAUCACAGCCGGACCCUCUGACAGCACUGUGAUCGACGGCAUGUCUGUCAUCCUGCACUGUGAGACCUCUGGUGCUCCGAGACCGGCUAUCACCUGGCAGAAAGGCGAGCGCGUGUUGGCCAGCGGUUCUGUCCAGCUGCCCAGGUUCACCCUGCUCGAGUCAGGCAGCCUGCUCAUCUCCCCCUCCCACAUCUCAGAUGCCGGGACCUACACUUGCAUGGCCAGCAACUCCAGGGGCAUCGAUGAGGCAUCAGCUGACCUCGUGGUCUGGGCUCGCACCCGAAUUACCACACCCCCACAGGACCAGAGUGUUAUAAAAGGAACUAAAGCCAUUAUGACCUGUGGAGUCACACAUGACCCCAGUGUAACUGUCAGGCAUGUGUGGGAGAAGGAGGGUUCAGUGAUCAGCGUCCAGUCCACCCCUCGCCUUCGGCUGGACCCGGACGGCACCCUCCACAUCUCCCAAACCUGGUCAGGUGACAUAGGCACAUACACGUGCAGAGUAACCUCGGUUGGCGGCAACGACUCCCGCAGUGCCCACCUUCGCGUCAGGCAGCUGCCCCAUGCCCCGGAGAACCCUACAGCCGUUCUGGGCACAUCUGAAAAAAGAGCCAUCGACCUGGCUUGGGCCAAACCCUUUGAUGGCAACAGUCCUCUCAUACGCUACAUUCUGGAGGUUUCCGAAAACAAUGCCCCCUGGGCCAUCCUGCUGGCCAAUAUUGAGCCAGAAUCCAUAGCAGUGACAGUCAGUGGUUUGAUCCCAGCGCGGUCCUAUCAGUUCCGACUCUGUGCCGUUAAUGAUGUGGGGAAGGGACAGUUCAGCAAGGAGACAGACCGUGUCUCUCUCCCAGAGGAGCCCCCCAGUGCUCCCCCUCAGAAUGUUAUAGCUAGCGGUCGGACCAACCAGUCCAUCAUGAUCCAGUGGCAACCCCCACCAGAAAGCCAUCAAAAUGGGAUUCUAAGGGGCUACACCGUUCGGUACCGUCUCACUGGGCUGCCUGUGGACUAUCAAAUCAAGAACAUUUCCAGCCAUGAUGUGACCAACCUGCUGCUGGAGGACCUCAUCAUCUGGACUAACUAUGAGAUUGAGGUGGCUGCCUACAAUGGGGCAGGUUUGGGCACGUUCAGCCACAAGGUCACUGAGUGGACUCUGCAGGGAGUACCAACCAUCACACCGGGCAACGUGCAGGCCGAGUCAGUCAACUCAACAACGAUCCGUUUUACGUGGACAGCCCCUAACCCUCAGUUCAUCAACGGCAUCAACCAGGGCUACAAGUUGCUGGCCUGGGAACCAGGCAGAGAUGAAGAAGUUUCUAUGGUAACAGUGCGACCAAACUUCCAGGACAGCGUUCAUGUGGGAUAUGUGACAGGUCUGAAGAAGUUCACUGAGUAUUACACGUCUGUGCUGUGUUUCACUACGCCCGGAGACGGCCCCCGCAGCCCACCCAAAGCAUUAAGGACACAUGAAGACACCCCCGGUGCUGUGGGCCACCUUAGUUUCACCGAGAUCCUGGAUACCUCACUUAAAGUCAGCUGGAGUGAGCCCGGCGAGAAGAAUGGCGUUCUCACAGGCUACCGCAUUUCGUGGGAGGAGUACAACCGCACAAACACUAGAGUUACCCACUACCUGCCGAAUGUCACCUUAGAGUACAGGGUCACUGGACUCACUGCUCUCACCACCUACACCAUUGAAGUGGCAGGCAUGACCUCCAAAGGCCAGGGCCAGCUGUCCUCUUCCACUAUUUCCUCAGGCGUCCCACCAGAGCUCCCCGGUCCUCCAACCAACAUGGCAAUUUCCAACAUCGGCCCACGCUCUGUCACCCUGCAAUUCAAACCUGGUUAUGAUGGCAAAACUUCCAUUUCCCGAUGGCAGGUGGAGGCCCAGGUGGGUGUGGUAGGAGAAAAUGAGGACUGGGUGAUGGUCCACCAGGUGUCCAAUGAGCCUGAUGCUCGCUCCUUAGAAGUGCCAGGUCUCAACCCAUACACCUUCUACAGGUUCCGGAUGCGUCAGGUGAACAUUGUGGGCACCAGUAUUCCCAGCCAGCCCUCCAGGAAGAUCCAGACCCUGCCAGCUCCUCCAGACAUGGCUCCUGCCAAUGUCACUCUGCGCACUGCGAGUGAGACUAGCCUCUGGUUACGAUGGAUGCCUUUGCCUGAAUGGGAAUAUAAUGGGAAUGCAGAGCAGUUGGGGUACAGGGUACAGUACUCCCGUGCAGGCUCACAGGGCCGAGCACUGACCCAUGUUAUUGCUGACCGCCUGGAGAGAGAGUUUACUAUUGAGGACCUGGAGGAGUGGACAGAGUAUGAGGUCAGGGUCCAGGCUGUCAACGGCAUUGGGAUGGGACCCUGGAGCCAGCCAGUCAGAGGCAGGACCAGGGAGUCUGUUCCCUCCUGUGGGCCCACCAACGUAUCCGCCUUCGCCACCACCUCUAGCAGUAUACUGGUACGCUGGUUUGAAGUUCCUGAGCCAGACAGAAAUGGACUCAUUUUGGGCUACAAGGUGGUGUACAAAGAGAAAGACUCUGACAGUGCAGUCCACUUCUGGACAGUGGAGGGCAACGCUACACACAGUGUCCAGCUGACUGGUUUGGGCAAAUAUGUGCUCUACGAGAUCCAGGUUCUGGCUUUUACACGAAUUGGAGACGGACGGCCCAGUUCCCCACCCAUCUUGGAGAGGACUUUGGAUGAUGUUCCAGGACCUCCAGUGGGUAUCCUGUUCCCUGAAGUGAGGACCACCUCAGUACGGCUUAUAUGGCAGUCUCCUUCACAGCCUAAUGGCAUUAUACUUGCCUACCAGAUCACAUACCACCUCAAUUCCACCAAUAGCAACGCGGCCACAGUGGACGUGCUGAACCCCAGCGCUCGUCAGUACACAGUGACCAGCCUGAAGCCGGAGUCUGUCUACGUGUUCCGCAUCACAGCUCAGACACGGAAGGGCUGGGGCGAGGCUGCCGAGGCACUGGUGGUCACCACGGAGAAAAGAGCUCGUCCUCAGCCUACUAGCCGUCCCACAGUGCCUCAGAAAGAUGUUCAGGCACGCCAUGUUUUGCUUUCGUGGGAGCCAGGCAGCGACGGCCUUUCCCCUGUGCGUUACUACACGGUGCAGCUCAGAGAGCUUCCUGAGAGCAACUGGACUGUCCACUCUGCCUCUGUUAACCAUGAAGCCACCUCCUACAUAGUAUCCAGGCUGAAACCCUUCACAUCCUACCAGUUCCGAGUAAAAGCCACCAACGACAUAGGGGACAGUGAGUACAGCGAGGAAAGUGAAGCUAUCACAACUCUACAGGAUGCACCCGACGAACCACCCGCUAUUCUCUCCGUCACGCCACACACAACAACAUCAGUGCUGAUUCGCUGGCAGCCUCCCUCUGAAGAGAAGAUAAAUGGAAUUUUACUGGGAUUUCGGAUCCGAUACCGGGAGCUGCUGUAUGACCGUCUCCGUAGUUACUCUGUUCAUACCAUCAACAGUAUGUCAACCUGGGCUGAGCUUACUGCCCCAUACAGCAUCCGGAAUCUGAGUGAUCCUACUUUGAGCCAGUAUGAGCUGAACAAGCUGAGUAAACACAAGCGCUAUGAAAUUCGUAUGAGUGUGUACAACGCUGUGGGCGAGGGGCCAACCAGCCCUCCGCAUGAGGUGUUUGUGGGAGAAGCAGUGCCCACAGCCCCACCCCAGAAUGUGGUCAUUCAGUCCUCAACAGCCACCCAGCUGGAUGUAACGUGGGAACCUCCUCCUGUAGACGCUCAGAAUGGAGAUAUCCAGGGCUACAAGGUUUACUUCUGGGAGUUCCAGCGUAAGAAUGAGACAGAACGGCUGCGUACUCUGUUCAUGCCUGAGGGAGGGGUGAAGCUGAAGAACCUGACUGGUUAUACCACGUACAUGAUUAGUGUAGCGCCAUUCAAUGCUGCUGGGGACGGACCCCGCAGCCCCCCAACCAGGGGACGCACUCAGCAAGCAGCUCCCAGUGCUCCCAGCUUCAUCCACUUCAGUGAGCUGACCACCACCUCGGUCAACGUGUCCUGGGGCGAGCCCACCUUUCCUAAUGGCAUCAUCGAGGGUUACCGUCUGAUCUAUGAACCCUGCACACCUGUAGAUGGCGUCAGUAAGACAGUGAUGGUGGACGUGAAGGGAAGCGGACCCCUCUGGUUGAAGCUCAAAGAUUUGGUCGAUGGCAUCACUUACAACUUCCGCAUCCGGGCCAAGACCUUCAUCUACGGGCCCGAGGUGGAGGCUAACAUCACCACUGGCCCGGGAGAAGGUGCCCCGGGCCCCCCUGGAGAGCCUUUUAUCACACGCUAUGGUGCGGCCCUGACCAUCCACUGGACCAGCGGGGACCCAGGACGUGCCCCCAUCACACGUUACGUUAUCGAAGCCAGGCCUUCAGAUGAGGGAUUGUGGGAUAUCCUAAUCAAGGACAUUCCUAAAGAAGUGACAUCGCACACAUUCAACAUGGAUAUUCUGAAGCAAGGAGUCAGUUACGACUUCCGGGUAAUAGGAGUGAAUGAUUACGGCUAUGGCUCUCCAAGUCUACCCUCUCCAUCUAUAUCUGCCCAAAAAGUGGCGCCUUUCUAUGAGGAGUGGUGGUUCCUGGUUGUGGUGGCUCUGGUGGGGCUCAUCUUCAUCCUGCUGCUGGUUUUCAUCCUCAUUAUCAGGGGACAGAGCAAGAAGUAUGCCAAGAAGUCUGAAUCAGGUAACAACUCCAACUGUAACGCCCUUACCCACGGAGACAUGGUCAGUCUGGAUGAAGGCCGUUUCCCCGCUCUGGAGCUCAACAAUCGACGACUGUCUGUGAAAAACUCUUUCUGCCGGAAGAACGGUGUCUACACCAGGUCUCCUCCCAGGCCCAGCCCAGGCAGUCUCCACUACUCAGACGAGGAUGUCAGCACAAAAUACAAUGAUCUGAUUCCUGCAGAGAGCAGCAGCCUGACUGAGAAACCUUCAGAAAUCUCAGACUCACAGGGCAGCGACAGUGAGUAUGAGGUGGACCCCAACCGACAGAAGACCCACUCCUUUGUCAAUCACUACAUAAGUGACCCCACUUACUACAACUCCUGGCGCCGCCAACAGAAAGGCAUAUCACGUGCGCAGGCUUACAGCUACACAGAGUCCGAGUCAGGCGAGCCGGAAAUUUGCGCCCCACCGCCACUGCCUCCUCUACCUCCGCUGCCACCCCAGCUCAGUUCACCUAGCCCCCAGCCUCAGCAGGCCCAGGGACAACCCCAGGGCCAAGGCAGCCUGUUCAGGCCCAAAGGUAGCCGGACUCCCACCCCCUCCCAGCAGAGCUCCAACCCCCCAAGCCAGCACAGCACCCUCUACAGGCCCCCCAGCAGCCUAGCCCCUGGUUCACGGGCCCCCAUUGCUGGCUUCUCCUCCUUUGUGUGA
Messenger RNA from Scomber japonicus (chub mackerel), 6459 nucleotides. It is a transcript of the gene sdk2b, whose product is annotated as sidekick cell adhesion molecule 2b. The record is from RefSeq and is a predicted model, not a curated record. Gene Ontology annotation, molecular function: protein binding. NCBI's taxonomy places the organism in Eukaryota, Metazoa, Chordata, Actinopteri, Scombriformes, Scombridae. Bases 16 to 6459 code for a protein of 2147 amino acids. The transcript has 44 exons.